Cotesia congregata is the source of this 481-nucleotide messenger RNA. The record is from the annotation of a GenBank genome assembly. Lineage: Eukaryota; Metazoa; Arthropoda; Insecta; Hymenoptera; Braconidae.
AUGCCAUUGUCAUCUUCAUUAUCAUCUCCAAAUCGAAUGGGUAUAGAAAGAGCAUCAGGAUCAUUAGCGAAACCUGCCGCGUGUGUGCCGGCACUUCAAGUAGUACCGCUCAAUCCACGUGUAGAAGAUCCAGCAGCCAUAUACUUUCCUCCUUGUACCAGACAAUGCAAUUAUAAGCAAGAUUAUAUACAAGAUGAAUGCAGAUGUGUGUGUUCAAACACUGAUGAUGAAGCAAAGUGCAAAAGAUUUUCCCAUAUUAAAAUAUGGGACUCUGAUAAAUGUGAAUGCGGGUGUCGAGAGAUAGAACCAUGUUCUGAGGGACUCUAUUUCGACAAAAAUACUUGCCGGUGUUUGCCAAUUAAAACCCAGAAACAGAGAUACUUAUUAUACAUGGGAAGCAAGUGAAAGAAAAGUUACACUGCCGAUAUUUGCAGACAUCAUGCCUAGAAGAAAGCAUAAAGAUGAACCAAGUUAUAAAUAA